ACUCCAACCAUCGUCAAUCCUCGUCCCUCGGAUUGAAAACCCUAGCACCGUCCUCAACCUCGGCUUCCCAAAGGGUAAGCUAGACCACCCGCCGACGCCGACCCCGACCGAAGAAGCAGAGGCAGCUCCGCUCUCCGUUCGUCCGCCGCCAUGGGUCGCAUGCACAGCCGAGGUAAGGGUAUUUCAGCUUCUGCUCUGCCCUACAAGAGGACUCCUCCGAGUUGGCUCAAGAUUUCUUCUCAGGAUGUUGAGGAGAACAUUUGCAAGUUUGCCAAGAAGGGUCUGACUCCAUCACAAAUUGGUGUCAUCCUUAGGGAUUCUCAUGGUAUUGCUCAGGUCAGGAGUGUUACUGGGAGCAAGAUCCUGCGUAUACUGAAGGCCCACGGGCUGGCUCCUGAAAUACCUGAGGAUUUGUACCACCUUAUCAAGAAAGCAGUUUCCAUUCGGAAGCAUUUGGAGAGGAACCGAAAGGAUAAAGAUUCCAAGUUUAGACUCAUCCUGGUUGAGAGCAGGAUCCACCGUCUUGCUCGUUAUUAUAAGAAGACCAAGAAGCUACCACCUGUUUGGAAAUAUGAAUCUACAACGGCGAGCACUCUUGUGGCAUAAACACUCGAUGGCAGUUUCCAAGGGACGCCGCAUUCUUCACUUUCUUACAUUUGCCGCUUAAGUUACUGGACAGAACAUAUAGUUUUGGACCGUCAGUACUUUAGUUUUGGGGCUGUUUGAGAAAUUGGAUUGUAGGUCUUUUUCCUCCAUCUCUCUAUUUUCUUCUGUUCUCGGUGUCUCGCCAUGAUAAGUUGCGAAGUUCUUUAAUGUUCUAGCAUCGUUGGGACUCUAAGUCAAGCCAGGAAGCUUCUGCCAAAACAAUUCACUUAAUGGGUAAUAGAACACGAAAACACAAGUUUUGAGUAA
Messenger RNA from Eucalyptus grandis, 912 nucleotides. Its product is annotated as 40S ribosomal protein S13. Lineage: Eukaryota; Viridiplantae; Streptophyta; Magnoliopsida; Myrtales; Myrtaceae. Gene Ontology annotation, cellular component: cytosolic small ribosomal subunit; ribosome; nucleolus. Gene Ontology annotation, molecular function: small ribosomal subunit rRNA binding; structural constituent of ribosome. The record is from RefSeq and is a predicted model, not a curated record. The transcript is spliced from 5 exons. The coding region runs from base 151 to 606 and encodes 151 amino acids. Gene Ontology annotation, biological process: translation.